AUGUCUGGAAGUGAUACAGAGUCCUCGUGUGGAUGGACUUUCAUCAGUAAUGAGGGUUCAGAUAUUGAGACAUUGGGAACUGAGGAAGUAGAAUCUUCUUUAGUCAUCCCUGUACCUCAGAAAGUUGAAUUACCUGAUGGUGAUCAUGUGGAAUUAAAAGAAGAUGUACUCGAGGAUACUCUGGUUGAUACAGAAAAAGUUCCUGAUCCUGAUCCACCAGAGACCGGAAUAGAUGCUGCCACCAACGAACAUGUUUCCGUGUUGUCAUCCAGUGAUCACUCAGACAUUUUGACAUUUGGAGACAUAAAAGACGACGAGCUGGUGUCCGCGGAGGCCUCUGAUGACCUUUAUCUCGGAAUGUCCUGUAGCAGCCAGUACACAUUCACCUCGGCACAGACCGGCCUGAUGAUGACGCAAUGGAAACGGACUCUCCUUAAGUUCAGAAAACACCUGAAGACUCCAAACCAUGGAAGUUGCUCUCUUCCAGUCCUCCCGGUGCAGACGCUGGGUUUGCCGAGCAGCAGCGAGGAUGAACCCGACCUGAGCUCGGGGGUUGCGGUCCGAAGACGCCGUGUCAGACGAAACACCCCCAACACUGAGCCAGCGCAGGAGGUGAUGGACCCAAGUGAGUCAGUGAUGAGUGGCCAGGAGCAGACUGAGGCCAAACCACGGGGCCAAGGCAUCCUCACAGCAUGCGCAAUACUGACUCUCGUUAUAGCGUUUAGCACCGGCUUUGGACGCUUCUAUAGCACAAAUCAAACCCAGACAAGGAAAACCAUAGUGGAUGAAGUUUCUCUGAAUCAGCUGGAUGAAUUGAGAGACCUUCUCUUUCAGACCGGAGAACAGAAAACGCAUCUGAGCCUGAAUGAGCUGGAUUUUCCAAAGGCCAUUUCAGUGUUUUCAGAAGCCAUUUACAAGAUGAUAAAAGACAAUGACGACCUUGGCUUACGAUAUGCACAAAUACAAGAUCAGAGGAAUGAGCUUGAGUUGCUGCUCAAGGAAAUGGCUGAAGAGAAAAGACAUAUGGAAUCCCAGCACCAGAGUCUGCUGGAGGAGAACCAUGAGCUCUUACAGGCACUGGAGGAAGAGGGAAUAUCCCGAUCUGUUUUAGUGGAAGACCUCAAAACCCUGCGCAUGGCUGUGAUCAAUUUGGAGGCCGUGAAAGCCAGAGGAGAUUCACUCCAGUCUGAAAACAAACGACUGAAGGCUGAACUGGAGCAGGAGAAGGAUGGGACCCGCAGCUUCAGUGCAAAGAGAGAGGCUUUGAUGAAUGACGCAAAGAUGCUGAGAGAGAAACUAGACCACGAGCGCACAGUGACUGAUAAGUUGAGAGGAGAAAUUGACCAACUUCAACAACAGAUCGACGAAGCGGAAGAAACAAAGGACCUGGAAUCUCGCCUGGUUGAGCUGGAAGGACGGUUGAGCUUCGAGCAGCAGCGGUCUGACAUGUGGGAGCGGCUGUACCUGGAAACUAAAGAGAGGGCGAAAGGAGAUGAGGAGACUAAAAGGACGUCAAAAUCCAAGCAAGGCCCAGCGGGAAAAGUGAAAGAAACAUUUGAUACUAUGAAGAACUCUACAAAAGAGUUUGUUCGUCAUCACAAGAAGAAGAUUGAGGAGGCAAAAGUUGCAGUUAAAGAGAACCUCAGGAAGUUUUCUGAAUCACUCAAAUCCACUUUUAGGAACUUUAAGGAUUCAGCAUCUACCAUCUUAAACAAAGCACAAGGUUUUUAUGACAGGAAACGCAAUGACAGAAAAGAAGAUGAGACGGGGAAGCGCAGAUCAGGAAAACCAACCAAAAAAACACUCAAGUUCAAUUUUGACUUCCUUCGAAGUAACCACUUCUCUAGAAAUUCUGAAGAUGAAGUUCACAAGAAGUUUAAGCCACAAAGUUGCUCUGAGGUGUUCGACUGCGCCUAUCAGGAGUUUAUGAGUCUCUUUAACAAAGCUGCGGAUCCCAUUCGAGCAGAUGAGUUCCACCAGCUGCUGCAGAGCUACCUUCAGAAAGAGUUUGACUACUUCCCACACUGGAAAAAGCUGGAGAUUUUCAUCAAUAACUUCUUUCACAAUGGCCUUUUCAUUCAUGACCAAAUGCUGUUUGCAGACUUUGUUAAUGACCUCGAGGACUAUCUGACCGAUCUUUACAAGCACCAAGGGCUGAACGAAGAUUUUUUUGAAGAUCUUGAUGAUUAUAUCUACAGACACUUCUUUGGUGAUGCAUACUCUCAAAACUCAAGACCAAGGUAA
This is a messenger RNA of Knipowitschia caucasica, 2244 nucleotides long. The record is from the annotation of a GenBank genome assembly. Lineage: Eukaryota; Metazoa; Chordata; Actinopteri; Gobiiformes; Gobiidae.